UAGCGAGAGAGAAAAAAGGGAGACUGUAGUGUCGCGUGUGUCUUUGGAUGAACAGAAUGGCCUAUUUAUUGUGAUGGUGUCGUGAGGAUAAGUCCACUAUCCAUUGUGAUUUCCAUGUAUGAUGUUGUGUUAGUAAAUGUGUAUCACUGAAAGGAAGUUUUUGGACACAGAAGAGGUGACUAACUUGAGAAAGGCCCUGGAGCAAGACAAGACCCUGGAGGACAAUUACUAUACCAGGGACGAUGGGGAUGGAUAUCAGGCCAAAACGGCCAACUGGAAUCACCCUGUGGAUGACAUAACCGGGAUGAUAGGGAGGAGUGAGAAAGCUGUCGGUACCAUGGAAAAGCUUUUAGGGGGAGAGGUAUAUCAAUAUCACGCCAAAGUCAUCAUGAAAGAACCAUUCACAGGUGGUGCGUUUGUAUGGCACCAGGAUUACGGUUAUUGGUACGUUUACGGCAAUCUGUUUCCGGACAUGGCCACAGUGUGGAUUGCUGUGGACAGAGCCGAUAAGACAAAUGGAUGUCUGCAGAUAUUGCCAGGUUCUCAUCGAGCUGGUCGAAUAGAGCACGUGAAAGUUGGUGACCAAGCAGGGGCUGAACCGGAACGCGUAGAGUUCCUGGCCAAAGUUUGUCCCUUGACCUACGUCCAGCUUGACCCUGGAGACGCUGUGAUAUUUCACUGUAAUCUGGUCCAUCGAAGUGACCAGAAUCACAGCCAGAACCGGCGCUGGGCUUACCUUGUUUGCUAUAACCGUGCAUCCAAUGACCCAGUGUAUAAACAUCACUAUCCAAACUACACGCCCCUGAUUAAGGUACAGAAUAGCAGAAUUAAGGAAUGUGGCACUAGAGAACCCACCGAAGGAAAACUAUUUUUUCAAGGACCGAAAAGAGAGCGUGACCCUGCUAUAGAAGUGCUAGAGAGGAAGGCUUAA
This is a messenger RNA of Lingula anatina, 931 nucleotides long. RefSeq lists its product as uncharacterized. Lineage: Eukaryota; Metazoa; Brachiopoda; Lingulata; Lingulida; Lingulidae. The record is from RefSeq and is a predicted model, not a curated record.